CUGAUCAAGAUCACAGCAUUGAUUUUGGAGAGAUGGACCUGGCAGUGAAUGCUGUUGCUGGAGCGCUGAAGGCUUUCUUUGCUGACCUGCCUGACCCUCUGAUCCCCUACAGCCUGCACCCAGAGCUGGUGGAAGCUGCAAAACUCAUGGACUACAUUGAGCGGCUAGAGGUGUUGCGAGAGAUUGUGAAGAAGUUUCCUCCCAUAAACUACCAGAUCUUCAAAUACAUAAUGACACAUCUGAACAGGGUGAGCCAGCAUAGCAAGACCACCCUGAUGACAGCCGACAACCUGUCCAUCUGCUUCUGGCCCACCCUCAUGCGUCCUGACUUUGAGAACAGGGACACACUGUCCACCACGAAGCUCAACCAGGCCGUCAUCGAGACAUUCAUCGUGCAGAGCGACUAUUUCUUCCAUGGGGGUGACGUGGCCGAGAGCUCCAGCAACGAGGGAACACCCCCACCACAUUGCCACAACAUGGUGGAGGCUCUUCUGCCCCUGCAGCUGCCCCCCCCUCUGCAGCCCCAGCAGAUACAACACACGCUGCCCCCUGACCCCCUCAUUUAACACACCAAUAGGUAUUCUGGGGCAUCGGGAGUUCAGUAUGUGCUUCCAGCUGCAAACAUAGGGAGUUGCUGGAGGUGCUUCUUCUGAUUCACAUCAGUGGGUGGCUGAUGGCAGUUCAACACAUCAUAGCUGUUCUUUUUUUUUCUCAUAUUCUUUCAGCUUUGGUUUCAGAGAGUGCUUGGUGGGAUGUUGGACCAGUCCAGAUCUGGGAGACGGAUUCAUUUUGGAAGCUCAGUCUGGAUUAUGGAAUUGCACGUCACAUUAUGGAUUGCAUAAUUUAGAUCAAACUGAAUACAGUGAGGAAUGAGCUGAUCUAGGCACAUAAUGCUAGUUCUUUAUAGGAGUCAAACCUAGUUCCAGAGUUUUUCAACAUAUUUGGGGCAAAGACUCCAUCUCUACCCUCAUGGAAAAGCACCCUAAGUUUUUUUUUUUUUUUUUGUCCUGUUACAGGCCCAGCCUCCUGAUGCCAUCUGGGCAUUACAACUUAUACUCUCAUCUGAAAACCUGAUGAGUGUAUAAUGAUAAUGACAUACACACCAAGGGGAUUCUAGUCUUCCUACAGAUUCUGGCACAGGAAAACAGUUUCUGACUUAAAGUCAUUUCGGGACAUGUUUGAGUCCUCAACCUGUGAAACUAAAACAGGAUUCUGAACUUUAAGCCCUGCACCUUUAAUGUUUUCAGGAGGUGAUGGGUUUUCAAUACUAAACAAUUCUUUUUCCACUACACAAGCCUAAAGGAACCCUUAAAGGACAGCCCAUGCACGACUAGUGUCAAUGGUCCAUGUUGCAAUUCAUGUUGUUAGCUUGCUUUAUCCUGUCAUGUUUUUUUUAUAUUUUGGUAACAUCUAAUUUCUAUCCAUGUUGUGUGUCUGUGUGGGUGUGUGUUUGCUGUUGUGUAACAAUGCUGAUGUGUUGGAUGAUUUAUCUGUACAAACUUACAUGUGGUCGGCGUUCCGGCCUCUUCCGGGGAGGACGGGUUCUGAAGACUGGUGUCACUCUGUCCAGGAGGACCAGGCUUAACUUCUCGUGCUCAGUUCUUCAGUUUCUUAAAGCGACAGCUCCCCGUGUCUUCUUGGCUUUGUCACCCUAUUUCCUUAAUUUCUUUAUUUCUCUUUGUCAGAAAAUGUGCAUGUUUUUACCACUUUAUGAAAAAAAGACAACUACUCAAAAUUAAGUGAAAAACUUUAACAUUAUGAGUUAGGAUCCCCACCACUUUAUUUGAUUUUUUAAGGGCAAUAUUUCAACAGAAAAAAAAAAUCUCAUUUGCAUUACCUUUUUUGUUGUUCCUGGAGGAAAUCAUGUCUUUAAUAUCAUAUUUUUUUCUUAAUAUAGUUCCCUAAAUAGAGGAAAGAAGUAUAUAAGUCUAUAUAUAAAUAUAUGUCUCUGAGCAGCACAAGUUUCUUAAGUAAAAAACUACCAUGGGGUACUGGAUCCUAA
This is a messenger RNA of Poecilia latipinna (sailfin molly), 2002 nucleotides long. RefSeq names its product rho GTPase-activating protein 5-like. Gene Ontology annotation, cellular component: cytosol. Gene Ontology annotation, molecular function: GTPase activator activity. NCBI's taxonomy places the organism in Eukaryota, Metazoa, Chordata, Actinopteri, Cyprinodontiformes, Poeciliidae. The record is from RefSeq and is a predicted model, not a curated record. Gene Ontology annotation, biological process: Rho protein signal transduction; regulation of cell size. Bases 33 to 566 code for a protein of 177 amino acids. The transcript is spliced from 5 exons.